GGACUAUGGAGAAUAUAAAUAACGAUUUCAAGAGUAUAUUUGGUAACAUUUCUAUAACUAGCGAUGGUUAUCGCACUUAUUUCUCAGAUUUAACUGCAUCCUAUCCGCUCAAACUUAUCGCACCGACUAUACGGAGUGGUCCAGCGAGAAUCGGUAUAUGCUAUAGUCUUCAAUAUGGGGGUGGAUUGGUUGCGGGUGAUAUAUGCAACCUCGGAGUAAAAGUCCAAGAUGGUAGUACUCUCCUACUACUCACUCAAGGAUCAACAAAAGUUUUCAAAAGCGAUGGUAUAAAGACAUCCCAACAGAAAUUAUCAACCACUGUUGAUCCCGGUUGCAUGAUUAUUUCCCUUCCUGAUCCCGUUCAACCAUUCGCACAGUCGCGGUAUAAACAAAAACAGAAUUUCUACUUACACUCUACAUCAUCUGCUGUCAUAUUAGAUGCUUUCUCAAGUGGUAGAAGUGCACGUGGUGAAUCAUGGCAAUUCGAUACUUACACUUCCAUUAAUAACAUAUACAUUGAUGAUGUUUUAAUAAUCAGAGACGCUCAAACUGUCGCGAAACCGGAUAUAGAAAAGAGAAUGGGACCUUUUCAUGUUUACGGGUUACUUAUUUUACUUGGAAAACAAACCGAAGAUGUAAGACGGGCGUUCGAACAUGCAUACGAUAAGCAAAAUGCCGUAUUAAACGGGAGAUUCGACAUUGGAAUGGAUGUUUUAUGGUCUUACACUCCAAUCAACAAGGACGCUUCCGUUAUUAGACUAGCAGGUAAAGAUGAAGAAGUUAUCAAAUUAUUUCUACGUGACAACUGCAUCAACUUACAAGAAGUCAUCGGAAUGGAAGCCUACGUUAGAUGCUUUAAAUGAACAAUUGAUUAGACUAGUUUUAUUGUACAAUUAUUUAUUAUUAUUAGUGAUGAUCUCAAUUUAAUUGGCUACCUUGGCAUCCUUUGAGCGUACUCUAACACCUUUACCGAGCACUUUCACUUUAUCUAACAGACUUCUCUUUCUAGUUAACAGAGGCUCGCUUUCGUUCUCUUUCUCCUUGAUCGGAGUUUCUGGUGGUGGUGUUUCUUCUUUCUCGCUUUUCCCUGUUGGUGGCUCCGGUAAGUUCUUAUCGUAUGCACUUGGUGAUGGUGAAAUUGAAGGUGUUUGACUUGCGGUUGAAUUUCCACCACUUUGAGAUUUAGGUGAUCUUCUGCUACUCUUCCACCUCUUGAGUAAAGAUUGACUACGUCUCAUGGUGUCACUUGGUCCCACAGAUGAUCUUCUUGUACUACCACCUGACCAUUGUAUUGGCUUGUCAGGAUCAAUCUCAUCAUCCAUCUUGAUUGGUCGCGGUGGGGGUAUUCUCGUACUAGGUUUCCUUGUCGGUUUUGGUGGUAAAAGAGGUGAUUCUUGAUACAUGUCGGAAGUUACACGUGCGCCACCUGAUGGUAAAUUCUUUGCACCAGCGCUAAAUGCUUCCCAAGGUUCCUCUUCAUGUUUACCCCAAACUUCUAACAAUGGAUUACGCUUUUUCUUCUCUUCUCUCAACCUAUUCUCUCUUUCAUCCUCCGUCUCUGCUGGUUUUACUUCACAGCAGUUACGUCCCAGCUAUCAAUUACAUCAAAGUGCUUUCCAGGCUUCUUUCCUGUCUUUGAAUCUGUUGUGUUUGAUCUAGACAUCCUAGCUGCUGACUUCCUCGCACCAUCAUCGGAAUUACUCUGGGGAUAUGCUCCAUCCUGUGUACGCGAUCUGGAUAGAGGUAACUGUUGUGGUACAGACUUUGGUGAUGGUAGAGG
This is a messenger RNA of Wallemia mellicola CBS 633.66, 1780 nucleotides long. RefSeq names its product UreD-domain-containing protein. Gene Ontology annotation, molecular function: nickel cation binding. Bases 6 to 863 code for a protein of 285 amino acids. NCBI's taxonomy places the organism in Eukaryota, Fungi, Basidiomycota, Wallemiomycetes, Wallemiales, Wallemiaceae. The transcript is spliced from 3 exons. The record is from RefSeq and is a predicted model, not a curated record.